GUUCACUUAUUUUGACCGGAGCUCCACUUUGCUUUCCCCUCUAUAUAACUCUUUCCACCCUCCCUCUCUCUCCUCAUCCUAUCCCUUCUCUCUGCUUAACCCUGUCUGUCUUCUGUUCCUCAAAGCUCGGUUCUUUUCUCUGUUUUCCUCUGUUUUUUGCAAUGGCUGAGCAGCAGACACCAUUAAAGCGCCAAAGAGAUGAAACCCAGAGUUCCCAGGGCUCGGAAGAACAUGUAGUCGAAGAGUCGAAACGCCACAAGUCAUACAAUCACAUACUCUCCUUGCUCGAAGCGGAAGAGGACGAGCCAAACCAAGACUUGUCUUCUCUUAUCACAACUCUUCAGCAAGAACUCUCUUCUGACUCUGUCCUAGAUGACCCUCUUCCUUGCCCAACGGCAACGACUUUAGGAGCUGACCGAGAAAACCAGCUCACGAGAGCAGCAGGCACGAACACCACCACAACCACCACCACCACCACCUUGGAAGACUACACUUCGGCAACAUCUUCCUUGAAAGAAGACGAGGACCAGGAUGAUAAAGAGAGGGUCAUUAGGCAUUUGCUCGAAGCUUCUGAUGAUGAGCUCGGGAUCCCAAACAGAGAAGGAGGCGAUGGUCUUGGUGUUGAAGUUGUUGAGUAUGAAGAACGUUUUAACAAUGUUGGAAAUGGUUUUGCUUUCUCUGAUGGGUUGUGGGAGCUUGAAGAUGAGGCUGCUAAUUACUAUACUUUGUUGCAGUCUGAACUUUUCAUGUAGCAAAAAAAAAAAGGAAUGAAAUUAGUUAGCAGAAACAAAUGGUAGGGUAAAAAAGUAGAAACAAGGAAAAGUAUGGGGAGUGUGGGAGAAAAUUGAAAAAAUGAAGGCUUUUUUUUGGGUUAAUUCAUUUUGGAACCCCCCACCCUUUGAAAAUUUCAAAAAUCCCCCUCUGUUUCUUUUCUUCUUUAGAAAAUGGAAAUUGUAGAAAAAAAAGGAAGAAGAUAAAUUCAUAUUAUUUUGCCCCAAAUGUUCUCAACAUUCAUGAUUCAUUGGUCCGGAAAAGGGGAAAAUUUAAAGAAUAAAA
This is a messenger RNA of Theobroma cacao (cacao), 1056 nucleotides long. RefSeq lists its product as uncharacterized. Lineage: Eukaryota; Viridiplantae; Streptophyta; Magnoliopsida; Malvales; Malvaceae. The record is from RefSeq and is a predicted model, not a curated record.